This is a messenger RNA of Pseudophryne corroboree (corroboree frog), 1391 nucleotides long. It is a transcript of the gene NPSR1, whose product is annotated as neuropeptide S receptor 1. The transcript has 9 exons. The record is from RefSeq and is a predicted model, not a curated record. The coding region runs from base 95 to 1219 and encodes 374 amino acids. Gene Ontology annotation, cellular component: cytoplasm; plasma membrane. Gene Ontology annotation, molecular function: neuropeptide receptor activity; vasopressin receptor activity. Lineage: Eukaryota; Metazoa; Chordata; Amphibia; Anura; Myobatrachidae. Gene Ontology annotation, biological process: positive regulation of release of sequestered calcium ion into cytosol; neuropeptide signaling pathway.
AAGAAGCUGUGUUCACGUUUGUGCUUGGAGUUCUCUGCUACUGAUUCCAAUAUAAAGAAAAGCAGUGGUUAGUUACUGCGCAGCCAGACUUGCAAUGCAAGUUAGUUUUACUGAAGCAAGUCUUGAUUUAAAUGGCAGCACAGAAAGGUUGGAUUUAAUUAAUGCGACUUGUACAUCAACAAUUUCAUCUACAGAUGCUGGAGAAGAAAGUGAAUGGCAAUCAUUUUACACCUCCUUUAAGACUGAACAGCUGAUCACACUUUGGAUUUUGUUUGUCAUCAUCAUAAUUGGAAACUCUGUUGUCUUAUACCUUACAUGGAAGGAGAAGAUUCGGAAGAGAAAAUCUCGCAUGACUUUUUUUGUUACACAACUUGCCAUUACAGAUGGACUUACAGGAGCUAUAAGCAUCAUGACUGAUAUAAUAUGGAGAUCUACUGGCAAUUUUAUGGCCCCAGAUAUUGUUUGUAGAAUAGUACGAUACCUACAGGUUGUCCUUUUGUAUGCAUCUACCUAUGUGUUGGUCUCUCUCAGUAUUGACAGAUAUCAUGCUAUAGUUCAUCCAAUGAAAUUUCUUCAAGGAGAGAGACAAGCCAAAGUGCUGAUUGCAGUUGCAUGGACCCUAUCUUUCUUGUUUUCAAUUCCUACCUUGAUUAUAUUUGGAAAAACUAAACUUCCAAAUGGAGAGAUUCAAUGUUGGGCUCUUUGGCCUGAUGACUCUUACUGGAAACCAUAUAUGACAAUUGUGUCCUUGCUGGUGUAUUUCAUCCCCUUGAUUAUUAUAAGUGUGAUUUACUUCAUUGUCAUAAGGACCAUAUGGGCAAAGAGUAAAGCACAUGCAGUGAUCAUUUCCAAUUGCACUGAUGGGAAGUUUUGUGCUAGUUACAGUCACCGAGGACUCAUAUCAAAGGCAAAAAUGAAAGCUAUAAAAUAUAGCAUUGUAGUCAUUCUUGCGUUCAUAUUAUGUUGGAGUCCAUACUUUCUUUUUGACAUUCUGGACAACUUUGAACUGCUUCCACAGACCAAAGAGCGCAUAUAUGCAUCUGUGAUUAUUCAGAAUCUACCAGUUUUAAACAGCGCUGUCAACCCAAUAAUAUACUGCGUAUUCAGCAACAAACACUGCCGCCUGUCAAGAGAUCGGAGUUCCGGAAAGCUUGGCACCCUCAGAGAUAAAACCGAAGGAGUAGAAAUGCAGUUGGUGUCCAGACCAGAACACAUCUAAUUUGUAGACUACUGAUGAGUAACAAUGUAAUCAAAUAAAAACUCAGCUGAAUACAUUAUGUUGCUCAUUCAUAACAGAAGACAAAAUGCAUAUUGCAUGCAAGGGCAUUUAUGAUGUAAAUAGUUUGCUAUGUAUGUGAAAUGUUUUGUACAGUGCAUCCGGAAAGUAUUCA